Molecule: messenger RNA, 873 nt
Organism: Aspergillus nidulans FGSC A4
Lineage: Eukaryota; Fungi; Ascomycota; Eurotiomycetes; Eurotiales; Aspergillaceae
Product: SDR family oxidoreductase
Exons: 3
Coding region: 1-873 (290 amino acids)
Source: RefSeq, a predicted model, not a curated record
AUGAAUUCACAUGGAGAAGAUCGUGUUGCCAUUAUUGCUGGAGCCACAUCUGGCAUUGGAGCCGAUCUUGCCCGGGAUCUAGCCGCGCGUGGAUGGAAGAUUGCCUGUAUAGGCCGACAUCGUGAACCUGGGCAGACUCUUCUGCAGACGAUCCCUGACGGUAAUGCCCGGUUUUUCCCUGCGGACGUAUCCAAGUACGAUGAGUACGCGAAUGUCUUCCGCCAAGUUCGCAAGCUCUGGGGCCGUAUCGAUGCACUAUGCGCCAAUGCGGGCAUUGUCGAUACUUCGUCCGUCUAUAUAUACGACUGGAAGAACAGGAGCGUUGAUGACAUUCCUCCGGCCCCCGAGUUGGAUGUCGUGGACAUCAACUAUAAGGGAGUAAUCUACGGCACUCAAUUGGCGACUCACUUCAUGAGACAUAAUCCUCGACCUGGCGGUCGCAUUGUGGUCACUGGCAGUAUUGGAGCGGUCUUCCCGCAUAGAUCCUAUCCCGUCUACUGCGGGACCAAGGCGGCAGUCAACCAUUUUGUGCGCGGCGUGGCCCCGCUACUGAAGGAAAAGGAGAGUAUCCUGAUCAACGUUGUGAUGCCGGGCAUCGUGUCCACCCCUAUUGUUCCACCAGAGAUGAUCUCGGCCGUCACUCCCGAAUGUCUGACCCCCGUCGAGACCGUCCUGAAGGCGUACCGAGUCUUCCUCAAUGAUACCACGCAAAUGGCUGGCGAAGCCCUGGAGUGCUCCGCAGAUAAACUGAUCUACCAUCACCUGCCCGAAUACGGCAAUGGGCAUAUCACGCAACGGGCUGUUACGGUGUGGGAACCGCUGUUCCGCAUGCUGCAUGGCGAAGACUCGCACCUACCGGACGCCAUUCCGUGA